Molecule: messenger RNA, 753 nt
Organism: Astrephomene gubernaculifera
Lineage: Eukaryota; Viridiplantae; Chlorophyta; Chlorophyceae; Chlamydomonadales; Astrephomenaceae
Source: the annotation of a GenBank genome assembly
GGAGGAGGAGGUGGUGGAGGUUGAGGGAGAGGAGGAGGAGGAUGGAGAAGAAGAGGAAGGCGAGGAGGAGGGUAGGAAGAGCGGAGGAGGGAGGUCGGGGGCCAAGGCAGCAGCAGGCGGAGGUGGAGGCCGAGGCACUGUGGAGCGGUUUCUGAAGGCCCUCUCCCGCACCCUGGACGCCCGCGCCCCCCAGCUGGCCGCCUCACGCGACACGCGGGGGCCCCUGUCGUACGCCGUGCGGGUUUGGGCCUCCACCGCCCCCCACCUCGUCACACCGCGACUGCUGGAACUAGCAAAGGGUGGCGGGGGCGGGGGCGGUGGGGGGGCUGGUAGGGGCUCGGCAGGGGACAAGACCUCCUCCCAGCUGCAUGCUCCUCCUUCCCGACAGCAGCUCCUGCCCGGAGGAGGAGCAGGAGGCGGGGUAGCCCUGCGUGAGGGUCCAAAUGUGAGUGAGCUGCAAAAGGACGUGUACCGGCGCCUGGGGGAGCUGGGCUACCGGCCCCGGAUGGAGGAGCAGGUGGGCAUGUGGUCUGUGGACAUGUGCCUGCGGGUGGGGGGGGUACGGGUGGCGGUGGAGGUGGACGGGCCGUACCACUUCACCACCAGCUCCCCGCAGGUGCCGUUAGGGAGCACACGGGUGCGGGAUGCGUGUUUGCGGCGGCUGGGGUUGCGGGUGGUGGCGCUGGAUUACCAGAGGUACGGGAGGUUGGAGGGGGCGCAGCGGGGGCGGCUGCUGCGGAUGCUAGUUGAGAG